Ipomoea triloba (trilobed morning glory) is the source of this 912-nucleotide messenger RNA. RefSeq names its product transmembrane protein 50 homolog. The transcript is spliced from 4 exons. Lineage: Eukaryota; Viridiplantae; Streptophyta; Magnoliopsida; Solanales; Convolvulaceae. The coding region runs from base 166 to 573 and encodes 135 amino acids. Gene Ontology annotation, biological process: late endosome to vacuole transport via multivesicular body sorting pathway; protein targeting to vacuole. The record is from RefSeq and is a predicted model, not a curated record.
GAAAGAAUCUCUGGCAAUCAGUCUAUCAGUUGAAGGGAAGAGUAAAGUACAACGUCGCCCUGGCAGCGAACAAACUCGAAUUGAGUUCAUCGAUUGAGUUCUAACAAUUCUUUUUGAACUAUAGAAUAACUACUGAAAUCAAAUUAGAGGAAAAUUGUGAGCGUAAUGGAUUUUGGGGAGCUGUGGGCGAUCUUCGGGCCGGGAGUCGCAGGCGCCGUCUUCGGAGCCGGGUGGUGGUUCUGGGUGGACGCCGUCGUUUGCAGCGCCGUCAAAAUCUCGUUCCUCCACUACCUCCCAGGGAUAUUUGCGUCCCUGGCUGCCUUGAUGUUCAAUUGCGUUAGAAAAGAGGACAUUGAUUAUUCACCUUAUGAUGAAGGCGAAUGGAGGUUGAAGCUCUGGCUUUUCAUUGCAUAUGUAGUAUCAUUUGUUUCUUUGGCUGCCUCUGUUGGUCUCUUGAUACAAGAUGCACUUAUGCAAACUGGCCCUUCAGCUUGGACAGGAGUUGCAGGUGUCCUGCAAUGUGUUUUCGUGUUGAUCAGCGGGCUGAUAUACUGGACAUCGCACUCAGAGUAGACCGAGCAGAAGUUGAUGAACACACUUUUGUAAGAGGAAGACUGGGAGUUGUGUUACUAUCUAUCUGGACACAAGCUCAAAAGUCAGUGUUUGGGUAAAGUAUACGACUGCCAUUUGCCUGUGUAUAUGUGCUUUCUUGUAAGUGAAUCAUGUGACUGAGUGAUUGGAUUAGUCAGAUAAUGCUUUUCAUUCCAAUUUCCAAAGAUUCACAUUAUGUGCAUGUUUUCAUAAAGGCAAGCUUAAUGUAAUUUAAAGGUCAAAAUGAAGUGAUGUGAAUACCAUGUUGCUAUUUCAUACAUUUAAAAGUAAAGAUCAAGUAAAGUUGACAAAUUGUAAGGC